AUGUCUGUCCUCCGCAACAUUAAGAGCCUUGCUCCCCUCCUCGACCGCGUCCUGGUCCAGCGCAUCAAGCCCGAGGCCAAGACUGCCUCCGGCAUCUUCCUUCCUGAGAGCAGUGUCAAGGAGCAGAACGAGGCUAAGGUCCUCGCUGUUGGCCCCGGUGCCUUUGACAAGGACGGCAAGCGCCUCCCCAUGGGCGUCGCUUCCGGUGACAAGGUUAUCAUCCCUAUGUUCGGUGGCAGCCCCAUCAAGGUCGGCGAGGAGGAGUACACCCUCUUCCGCGAUUCCGAGAUUCUGGCCAAGAUUAACGAGUAA
Messenger RNA from Penicillium maclennaniae, 312 nucleotides. RefSeq names its product GroES family chaperonin. The record is from RefSeq and is a predicted model, not a curated record. NCBI's taxonomy places the organism in Eukaryota, Fungi, Ascomycota, Eurotiomycetes, Eurotiales, Aspergillaceae. The transcript is spliced from 3 exons. Bases 1 to 312 code for a protein of 103 amino acids. Gene Ontology annotation, cellular component: mitochondrial matrix. Gene Ontology annotation, molecular function: metal ion binding; protein-folding chaperone binding; ATP binding.